This is a messenger RNA of Perognathus longimembris pacificus (Pacific pocket mouse), 914 nucleotides long. RefSeq names its product EF-hand calcium-binding domain-containing protein 1-like. NCBI's taxonomy places the organism in Eukaryota, Metazoa, Chordata, Mammalia, Rodentia, Heteromyidae. Gene Ontology annotation, molecular function: calcium ion binding. The record is from RefSeq and is a predicted model, not a curated record. The coding region runs from base 1 to 624 and encodes 207 amino acids. The transcript is spliced from 6 exons.
AUGGAGCAGAGGGCUCUGAGGAAACUGGUGGAAUCCAUCAAUAAAACUGUCAAGAGCUUCCAAAAAAGUGAGGUACAGUGUCUCAUCAACCUUUUUCAAAGUUUAGUAGAAAGAAGCGGUGGAAGAUUUGAUAUGGGGUUAGACCGUAACACAUUUCGAGGGGUCCUGUACAGCAUAUUUGGAAUGACUGAUGAUAGGUUGAUGAACAGAGUGUUUUUUGCAUUUGACAAAGACAGUGAUAAUUACAUCAAUGUAAUAGAAUGGAUUAAAGGAUUAUCAGUGUUUCUUCGAGGGACUUUUGAAGAAAAGCUGAAGUUCUGUUUUGAAGUUUAUUAUUUGAAUGGAGAUGGUUAUAUUUCUCAAGAAGAAAUAUUUGACAUGUUGAAGAACAGUCUAUACCAACAGUCACCUGAAGAAGAGACUGAUGAAGGAAUAAGCGAAUUGGUAGAUCUCACUCUGAAGAAAAUGGAUUAUGACAAUGAUGGAAAGAUAUCUUUUGAAGACUUUGAAACAGCAGUGAGAAAAGACACACUUCUGUUGGAGGUGUUUGGACCAUGUUUACCCGAAGCAAAGAAUUGUCUUCAUUUUGAAGCCCUGGCAUUCAGAAACAUCCUGACGUUUUGAAUGUAAAUUGCUCAAUACUGACAUUAAAAUUGAAAACAUCUUUUUUUGAAAAGUUUUUAUAUUCACUUCACUUAAUUUGUAGUUAUUGUGAUGUGAAAGAAUACUGUAUUAACAAGAAUAGUUCCCUAACUAUUAAGUAUAGAUCAAUGAAACUAUAAUAUUAGAGAAAUAGUAUGAAUUAAGUUCAAAACAUACAUUUUAAAAUAGUAGUUGGGGAUUGAAGUGUGGCUGAGUAGUAGAGCACCUACCUGGCAAGCACAAGGCCCUGAGUCCAAAUACCAACACCACCA